Molecule: messenger RNA, 2595 nt
Organism: Anastrepha obliqua
Lineage: Eukaryota; Metazoa; Arthropoda; Insecta; Diptera; Tephritidae
Exons: 2
Coding region: 280-1314 (344 amino acids)
Source: RefSeq, a predicted model, not a curated record
UGUUACAGUCGCCACUACGUCCAACCAUCAGAAGGUUGGAAUUUCUCAAAAUAUCUACUCAUUGCUCUUUAUUGGCUCGUGACUCAACCUUAGCCUUAGGUGCUUAGUAUUCGCUUAUUAAGUAAUCGAAAAAAAAAACAACAGAAAAACACAAAAACGCCAUAAACGAGAAUCAAUCAAAAUGCGGGUAAAUAUGAUUGCCGUGAAGUAUCUGUGAUGACAAUUGUCUGCGGGAGUGUUCAUGUUGCAUGUUGACGAAACUCGAUAGGAGACGGAAGAAUGUCGCAAUUACUUAAAUUAACAAAGAAGUCGUGUCUGAAGAUUUUUCGCAAAAUUGCACCUCUCAAGCCGACAUCUGCGCAGAAACUUGAAGAGGAAGACGAAAUCUCCAAUGAUCAGCACGGCGUGACAUCGUCUUAUGAAGAAGCGUCAGCUUCAAUACCACAAAACCCGUUAGAAAACGAACUUUAUACUAAAUCACAUAACCUCAAUGAAAUCAAAACCGUCCAAGAUUGCGAAACGUCAUCAGCCUAUGAGGCUGAGGUGGAAAACUCUAGUCCGACCGACCUUGAAAAUACAAAGAUAUUCCAGUGCCUGACGUCGCGACUAUUUUCAGUUUCCGACGGCUACGAGUUUCAACGAUUACAGCAACUGCGCAGCGACACUGUCUCCGAGAUAGUGGCGUACGAGCCGGAAUUUGCAACAAGCGAGAUUGUAUUCGAAAAAGUCAAGUACAAUAAGCACGUGCGCUAUUUCCGGCGCACUCCGUCCUGCUUGAGCUUAGAUGACGUUGAUGACCGCGUGUACAAUGAGAGCAUACGCUGCGCUGAUCCAUUGGCUGAACUGCCCAAACGAGCUCACAGUGCCGCCGCAGCACGUCAAUUGUGCUACAAUGACAGCAGCAACCACCAACCCUCAACCGUCCAAUCUAUUCCACAGAAUAUACCCGUAUAUGUGCCUAUGAAUGUAAUGAGCUUAGAAAUCAAGAAUCCUGGAAAAUUCGAGAGCGUUGUAAUUGCGGAGCAGCGCGACCGCUUUGACAAAAUGAUGCCUAUUGUGAAAUGGGACAUAAAUGGCAAUUCGCUGGACGACGAUUUUUACGUAGGUGGCAGUUGGAAUGAGUCUAUGGACUUGAAUUGGAAUGGUUCGGUCGAAAAACCGAUUUCCCAAUUUAAAUUAGAUAUUGAGUCGCAAAAGUCCAGCUUUCGCUCCAGUUCGACGACGCUGGAAACGUGGUUGGAGGAAGAUUUGUUGGGGAGUUCUCUCAAUGAGCGACGCCAAUUUGCGGCCAAUCUAUUUCGGCCCAAGGUGUAAAAUGAAGCACAAGGCCGCAGGCUAACAUUUUGUGAAUUCAGUGUACUAAUACAAGUAUUUCAUAUUAUUUUAUUUGCUAUAAAAAAAGCAAUUAUAUCUACCUGCAUAAAUACGGACUUGGUAUUCGUAAAGCUUAUAUUUACAUUAAAACUUUGUACCUACAAAUGCGAGUAUGUCUAAGGAGGAAAUUGUGUCUUAAAUUAAGCAAUAAUAUUGUAAUGAUUAUUUCGAAUAUAUUUUUCAUCUAUAAGCGCUCGUUAGUUUAUACAAAUAAAAUGCGACAGUUAUGCGUUCUAAUUAUGUAUAUGCACACACACACACGUAAACCAACUCAUAUAUGGAUUUGUACAAGGAAAUUUACCAUUUCCCUGGCCAGCGAAUUACGGCCGAUGCUUUCAGCUGAAGAACUUUAACUCUUUAAUUGCUGAAAGAAACUAAAUUAGUUGCCUUAAAAUAGAAAAAAAAUAUAUUUGUUUUUAGUAAUGCAUUGAUUCUCAAUUUAUGAAAUAUUAUAUAAUAAAUUUAAUAUUUUGUCUGUUCACCUUUAUUAACCCUGACAUCUUCAAUUCUUGUUGUUAUAUAUUUGAUGCAAUUUACCGUCAUAUUCUUAAGCUGAGCUUCAUUAGGUCUUUUAAUGUAAAAGUUCCCCAGUAACUUUCAAGUAAUUUAAGGGGGAACACCACUGUGAAAAUUCAAAAAAUCGAUUUUUUUUGCAUAAAUUGUUAGUACUCAAGAAAAUUUGGUACAAAUUUUAAAGCGAAAUUCGCUUUAUUCCCGAUUCCAUGUGCACUUAUGUAAGUGAGCGCCCGUCGGUUCGGCCCUGUAGCGCUUACGAUACGAUGCUUUAUUUCAAACGCGUUUUUCUCGAAACGAUUUUUUUGAUACGGUGGCAACGAUUUCUCGAAGACUAAUGAACCGAUUUUGAAUUUCUUUUUUUCAAAAUGUUUGUUAUCGCAUUGGCUAUCGCUGUGCGUAGCCGAUUUUUAAAAUUUUGAAAAUAACAAUUUUUUUGGGCCUGUUGAAAAUCAAAAAAAUGGUAAAAAACACACAUCGAAAUUCAAAUCACCACCAUUUUGCCAAAAAACCAAAAGAAAAAAAACCCGGCUACGUACAACGAUAGCCACUAUUGUGUAGAUGAAUAAAAUUUUUGGUUUUUUGAUUUCAGAUGAUUAUUCAUUGGUGUAUCGCUGCCACAAAAUGACGUAAUUUUUUUUAACUCGUUACGUUUAUUUACAGAAAUUUGUCAAUUUUCAAUAUUUUUUAAUAAAAAUUUACAUCAAU